AGUGGGAACCCUUUUAAAAAGAAAGAAGCCAAACCCUCCCGGAGCUGCGACUUAACCCCUACCAACUGUCUUUCACAGGAACCAUGUUGCCCUGCCAGGAGGGAGAAGAUGUUUUGGAAUCAGUCAACUUAAGCUGAUUGUUGGACAGAACUUCAGAAUGAGCGAAGAGGCAUGCAGGACACGAAGUCAGAAACGAGCACUUGAGCGAGAAACCCCCCCAAACGAUGCAGAUAGCAAAAAAUUAAAGAUGGAGAAAGGAUUAUUGGGAUCAGAUGUACAGACUGAAGCAGACGUCGCGAUGAACUCCGAGCCGGAUGCAGGCAAAGUGCAAGGAUUACUCAAAAGAGGAGAAGUGAAAGCGACCAUCAAAGUUGAAGUCCAGACGGUAGAUGAACCAGUCGACAUGAGUACCUCAAAGAGUGAUGUAAGGCCUGAAAAGAGAGUUCCCUCACCUGAUGUUAUAGUUUUAUCGGACAAUGAGCCUUCGAGCCCUAGAAUGAAUGGUUUAACGCAAAUAGCAUUAAAUGAGACCAAUACCGAGGCACUCAUGAAAAGCAGUCCUGAAGAACGAGAGAGAAUGAUUAAACAGCUAAAAGAAGAGUUAAGAUUAGAAGAAGCAAAACUUGUUUUAUUGAAAAAACUAAGGCAGAGUCAAAUACAAAAAGAGACCACUACUCAGAAGCCUGCUGGCUCUUCUGGGAGUGUGGUGGCCACCCCUCCCCCCCUGGUGCGGGGAACACAAAACAUUCCUGCUGGCAAGCCGUCCCUUCAGACUUCUACCCGAAUUCCAGGAAAUGUUAUCCCCCCUCCACUGGUCCGUGGUGGACAACAGGCAUCUUCAAAGUUGGGGUCUCAACAGACCGCACAGAUCGUAAUGCCACCUCUUGUCAGAGGGGCCCAGCAAAUCCACACUAUCCGACAGCAUUCCAGCACGGGGCCACCUCCGCUACUUCUUGCGCCGCGGGCUUCUGUCCCCAGUGUCCAGAUUCAAGGGCAGAGAAUUAUCCAACAGGGGCUGAUCCGCGUUGCCAACGUCCCCAAUGCUAGCCUGCUUGUCAAUAUCCCACAGGCCUCACCAACCUCAAUUAAAGGUACAACUGUAGCAUCUGCUCAGGCCAGUGCGGCUACCACCACCAGCGUGGCCUCCAUAGUGAACUCCAAUGACUCGCCAGCCAGCCGGCAAGCUGCAGCAAAACUUGCACUGCGCAAACAGCUGGAGAAGACCCUGUUAGAGAUUCCUCCUCCCAAGCCGCCUGCCCCAGAGAUGAAUUUUCUGCCCAGCGCUGCCAAUAACGAAUUCAUCUACCUGGUUGGAUUGGAAGAAGUGGUCCAAAACCUACUGGAAACUCAAGGCAAAGUUUCAACCACCGCUUUAUCCCACGAGCCCUACAUGUGUGCUCAGUGCAAGACCGAUUUCACCUGCCGCUGGAGAGAAGAAAAGAACGGAAGCAUUAUGUGCGAAAACUGUAUGACAUCAAACCAGAAGAAGGCGCUGAAGGCGGAACACACCAAUCGCCUGAAGGCGGCCUUCGUGAAGGCCCUGCAGCAGGAGCAGGAGAUCGAGCAGCGGAUACUGCAGCAGACCUCGUCGCCCGUGCAGGUGAAACCAGAACCGAUCACCCAGCAUCAUUCACUGAAGCAGGUCAUAAAACCACGGCGUAAAUUGGCGUUCCGCUCAGGAGAGGCCCGCGACUGGACUAAUGGGGCUAUGCUGCAGACUCCUAGCCAGCUGUCGCGCGGCCCCUCAGGUUCCCCCAGAGGAGUCUUGCAUGCAUUUAGCCAGUCGCCUAAGCUGCAGAAUGCAGCAGCUGCUGCAGCCCUCAUUAGCAGGCCAGGUAAGCAUGUGGAGAGACCUGUCAACAAGGGCACCACCACCACCUCCACCAACUGGAAGAAGACUCCCAUCAGUACAGGUGGGGCUUUAGCUUUUGUCAGCCCUAGUUUAGCAGUGCACAAGACUUCUUCGGCAGUAGAGCGCCAGCGUGAAUAUCUCCUGGACAUGAUCCCGCCCCGAUCCAUCCCUCAAUCUGCCACAUGGAAGUAAUGCAACGAGAUGCCCUUUUUGUGCCACAGCACAGUGGGACCUGCUUUCACCUAUCAGCCAGAUGUGCUUUCCCCCCCUCAUUUUGAAGGAAGGAAGAUGACCAAUUUUCAACUCAGCAUGUGCUCCCAUUCUGGUUCUGAGCGACAGUGGGCUUGCGGAAUCAAGACUUUUUGAUACUUGGACUAUAAAAUUAUUGUGAUGGACUGGUGGUGAAGGCUGUUGAAGGGUGGGGGGGGUCAAAUUAUCUUUUUUUGGGGGGAGAGGGGGGAGGCUUUUAAUGUUUUUCUUCUUUCAUUUGCCAUCACCAGCACAAAAAAUGGGACUAAGUGGACUCGUGUCUUUGGUUUCUUUCAUAUUAUUAGUAGCUUGCCAGUCACAAGAGCAUGCAGUGUACACUGGAGACCAAGAAUGCACUUGUGUGUGUGACAAUAGUGGGAUCAGAACCCGAUUCUUUCAGAUGUGUUUAGCAAGUGGGAUCUCUUGCUUUCUCUCCCCACUACCGUGACUGCCUCCUCUCACGGCAGUCUGCAGAUAGAGGUAUCUUUAAAUCCGCUCCUAAGAGCUGAAUUAGUGAUUAAAGAAGUACGGAUUCAGAUAUUCCAAUUGUGUGAUUUCUCUUUAGCUGGUUGGUGCUGGGGCAAGCUCUGUAAGUAGAACCUAAGGUAGACAUCAUGUCAUCUUGAUCCAAAUCAUGUAGGACAGAUUCUUAAAGUGGAUUGAAGGGCCAAGUUCAGAACUGUUGAAGGGGAAAGCAGCAGUGGAUGCAACUUGGUCUCUCUGGCAGCAAGCACGCCGCGGCUCACUUGAAAGUUUCGUAAAACCAAUCAGGGGAAAAAAUGACAACAGAAAAGUAAUUGAAAACUUCAGAUCUCAGGAAGCUCCAUCCUGUCGGAAAGGAGGAGGAAGAUAGAUUGUGGCAGAGCCAAGAAGGUUGGUUGUGGAGUGGGGGGAAGCUGUGGUCGUGGUGGGGAGAGGAGAGGGGAGUGUUUUUUCUACAGUAUUUUGUUUGAGAUUUUUGAUUUUGGUUUUGCUUCUCUCCCCCCAUCCCCCUGGGGUUUUUUUUGUUUGUUUUGUCGUUGUUGUUGUUGUGUUGUUUUUUUAAUACUGUUAUUAACGGACAAAGCUGAGCCUUCUUAAUCCGUGCUCUAAGUCAGAUGACAUCAGUGAAAGCACAUGAUGGGCCCACUCCGGGUAGCCUAAAUGACUGCGUAGCCAGAUUUUUCUUUUCUUUCCUGCCCACCUCCAGCAGUUUCAUUUAUCAGUUGAUACCAAGUUCAUUGCAUCACUUUGAUCUUUCAGUUUGGGUAGUGCUUAGGAACCCUGCCCUUCAAACAGGGGUUGCCUGUGAGUUACCUUUUCUUUUCAGGCCAUUGGGUAGAAGUUUCAGAUUAGCAUUUUUAUUUUCCUCCUCCAGAUUGGUCAUCCCAAGUACAGUCUUUUUCUCUCUCUUUUUUUUUGGGGGGGUGGGCGGGAAGGAGGGCAGUGGGAUCAGUAUCAGACUUGGUGCUGAGAUGAAUGUGUCACGACAUAUAUCUGUGGAGAGAUAUAUGGGCAGAAGAGGUUACUGGCAGAUUUACACUUGAAAUCAAGUACUAUUUUUCCUUUGGCUGCAGUUGGACACUUAAUUUAAUAUCAGUUCUCUGUAGGACAUCCCUCUUGAAAUCCAUCUCUUGCAUUCUAAUAAGUUCAUUUUAACCCCCCACCCCUUUCUUCUGUUGUGUGAAUAAUAUUAAUGUUUAGAUCUCUUUUUUAUAUAUAUGCAGUAGAAUAGAAGACCUAGUUUUGCAAAAUGUUAUAUUUUUUUUGUUGUAUAAAAACCUUAGAGUUUCCAUUUGACUUUUGUUUUGAGUGUAUGAUAAGUUAGCAGGGAUGACAGGUGGGUAAUUUGGGAUUGUUUGGUUUUCCAUUCCAACUUGGGGACAAAGGAAGGGAUCGGAGUGGGGGUGGGGGGGCGGGCGGGGGAGGAUCGGGGGAAACAUUCGUGUUCAGGAAAAAAGGUGCAUUUUUGCACCAAGAAACCAGAGUAUGCAAGUAUUUCUAUUCCUUGCGUUUUUUUGUGCCUGGCAAAUAUCUGUCUUAUACACCUAACUGGGCUAACUAGCCAUUUCUAUUUAAUGACAUGGGCCAAACUGUGUUUGAGUUCAGGGGCAAAAAAAAAAAAUCCCCAGAGCUCCUUGACUUUUUUGAGGAGACAAAAAGUUAGCAUUGUUUAUACGUCUAAUUUUGAAGCACCACAUCCAGGUGGUGAAGAAGUGCACCUUUAUUUGGGAAGUCAAGAUUGCAGUUUGUGCUGUGGAUUUGUGUUGGGAAGGUUGGGGUUUGGGUUGCUAGGAAAGUUCUCCCUUUGUUAAACGUUUUGUUAAAAAUCAUUGUUGAAAGUGCCAGUGUUAAUAUUAACAGAUCUUUUCUCACCUUGAUUUCGAGAACUACAAAAUGGAGAUUUAGCAAAAGUGCAUUUCCAAGAAGGUCAUUUAACCAACUGAAAGACUUGAGAGAAAAGGCACUUGUCUUUGAAGUUCUGGUAUGGAAUAUAGUUUUCUUUCCAUAAAUAAAUAUUUGCUGAGGCUAAAUUAGGAUGGUCUCAGACAUUUUGUGCAUUGGUGUGUGCUGGAUUUUUCACAAAAGCAGAUUUGGCAUGCUUUUAUGUAUGGGUCUCGGGGCUUGGGCCGUUGGAGGAAAAAUGGAAAAGAUAACUUUUGAAAAGUUGGGCUCAGUGGAGCAGGGGACACACCAAAUUUGAGUGUGCUAGAAAGGGAGGAGGGAGAAGAUGACAGAAGCUCCAUCUGCUUUAAAUGUUGGCUAAACCGCUAAAAGGAUUCCUUCCCUCCCACCCCCCACCCAGAUCAUUUUCAACACUGCAGUAUUGUUACCUAAAGGUUACAUUUUUCUUGCUGUUGUAAUUGAGUGGGGAAAAACUGAGCGCGCAUUUAAAGAAUAAAACAUCUGGUUUAUUUUUACUGCUGUUGUACUGCUUGACAUUCCUAUCACUGUAAGAACUGUAGUCUUUCCUCCUGAAUCCCGGCCUUCGCAGCGCAGCUCUGUGGCAGUUCCACCAAGCCUGGGCAGGAAGUAAAAUUUGUUUCUUCACUGGGUUGGGGUGGGGUGGCAGGAAGGGUCUUUCUCUGUGUUUGUUAGAGAUUUGGCUGUACUGUCGACAGUGUAAUCUGGAAGCGGCUGUAGCAUGCCCCUGUGUCUCAGCGUCGUUCCUCGUCCCUGCCUUUGCUGCGAAUGGCCACCUGAUUUACUGGCACUGCUCAGAUCCUGUUGGAUUCCCCUGUCUCUCCUGGAGGAGGAUUAGAGCAAAGUUGGUCCUUACAAGCCAUAUAUAUUCUUUCUUCCUUUUGGAGAUGCUAAAGCGUUGAGAUUUUAUAAUUCAGAAAUGAUUAAAAAAAAUGACUAACUGUUGUAAUAGAAGAUUUAAGCAAUUUGUGAAAUAAAACCCCUGGCUUUCAUUGGAACCAGUGUUAAGAUUUGGGA
Ornithorhynchus anatinus (platypus) is the source of this 5521-nucleotide messenger RNA. RefSeq names its product GATA zinc finger domain containing 2A (gene GATAD2A). Lineage: Eukaryota; Metazoa; Chordata; Mammalia; Monotremata; Ornithorhynchidae. Gene Ontology annotation, cellular component: NuRD complex. Gene Ontology annotation, biological process: negative regulation of transcription by RNA polymerase II. The coding region runs from base 158 to 2044 and encodes 628 amino acids. Gene Ontology annotation, molecular function: sequence-specific DNA binding. The transcript is spliced from 13 exons. The record is from RefSeq and is a predicted model, not a curated record.